AUGGAUAGACCUGAAUAUUUCAUCAGCUGGGGUUCAGAGAGAUACGUUCCACUACGACGAUUCGAAGACCUCCAGUCGUAUCGCCACGAUCUCAUUCGGUAUUAUGGGGAGGUCCUCGACACAGCUCAAACCUUCACGCAGCAUUUUUCAAAACAGCCUCUAAAGAGUUACGACAUCGAAAGGUCGCUGAGCAAGAUUAUGGCUUGUGACCCUUCAGGCUGGAAUAAAGACGCAAAUAGCACAUCUAUUUGUUGGUUGGACAUUGUUCGUCACGGCGAUUUCGAGCAACAAAGUGAUGGAUCUUACUACUGCUCCAUUCAGGGGAAGGUGAUCAAUUUCGAUCCGCAAAUACACGAUAGGGUCGAGUUUUGCCGAAGCCAUGCCGCCCAAAUUUCCAAUUCGGGGCCAAGCCACGCAGAGGUGGAACGAGAGGCAGAGACCACUCAGAAGAUAUUGACUGAUAUCUCCGGCGAACUAAGCGACUUCCCCAGAUAUAUGAGAAGUCUAGAGAACCUUGAACGAGCGCUGAAGAUACGCCUGAGCAAGCUUCAAUCCCUCCUAGAUCCCACUACAAUAUCUCCUACGCCAACAAGUCCCCCUACGCAGUAUUUGACGCCGCGUGAGCCCGAUACCGCAGUAUUUACCGAGAGAUUCCGUGCAUCAAGUCCAGCACAAUCAUGCUCGUCGGACGGAUCAAGCGGAUCGGAAAUGACCCCUGAUGACGACCACAAGAUCAGUUUGGACAGCUCCUCUGAACAUCCGAGUGAGGAUAAUGAGUCAGGGGACGAAAACUCAGAGUACAAGUCCCCGGAAAACAAAGGCCCAGAAGACGGGGACUUGGGCGGCAUGAUCCAAGAGGAGAAAGGGACACGAGAUGGCAGUUCCAAGAAUGGCUCCAGUCAACAGAGGUACAACAACUCUAAUAUUGGAAGCGACGCGGCACGAGAUGGUGACAUAGUCGUUCCAUUAAAUCCUUUGUCCCUGGGAACAUCAUCUUCGAUGCCUCUAACAGGGGAGGAUAAAAAUGCCACCUCAUCAUCUCGUAUUUCUCUGCCAGGAGACAUUGGAAAAGCCGGCUCGGCGAGCCCCGUGUUCUUGACAGACUUAUCGCCCAGCUCUUUAUCACCGAAGAGUGAAAACGACGUUAAAAAGGACCCUGUGUCCUCACAAGAAGAUCUCGAGCUGGAUAUGCACAUAUCACCCCGAAAAGGUCCCCUGCGCGAGGGAGGCAAUACGCUCGUCGAAAAUGAGACCCCACCUCUCUGCACAUCUAAGCGGCAGAGAUUCACCAAUGUGUCGGAAUCACAGAAAAAUCCGAAAGUCAAUAUGUGGUCCAGCCAUCAGGAGAGAUCGGAUGCUGUUGCCUGGAUGAAGGCCCAUGCACACGAAGGAUGGAACGAUUCGGAAAGAGCGAGACAAUAUCUCGUCAAAUUUGGCCGCAGCCGAGCUGCCACGACCCUCAACACAUGGAUGGACGACCCAAAGAAUUCUCAAGCGGAGAGUCUUAUCGCGAAAUUGAAAGUUCCGAGUGCUUGUCUGCGUGAGUUAUCGAAUGAUAAUUCUUCAUAG
Molecule: messenger RNA, 1569 nt
Organism: Penicillium egyptiacum
Lineage: Eukaryota; Fungi; Ascomycota; Eurotiomycetes; Eurotiales; Aspergillaceae
Source: the annotation of a GenBank genome assembly